Molecule: messenger RNA, 2751 nt
Organism: Aspergillus niger
Lineage: Eukaryota; Fungi; Ascomycota; Eurotiomycetes; Eurotiales; Aspergillaceae
Exons: 1
Biological process (GO): nucleotide-excision repair
Cellular component (GO): nucleus
Molecular function (GO): DNA endonuclease activity; single-stranded DNA binding
Source: RefSeq, a predicted model, not a curated record
GAUAGCCCAUUCUUCGUCAGUCUCCCGGCGACGGACCGGUACAACAUUCUCAAUGCGGCCAGGCUCCGAAGCCGUCUCCGGAUGGGGUACUCAAAGGAGCAACUAGACAGCAUGUUUCCUGAUAGAAUGGCAUUCUCGAAGUUUCAAAUCGAGCGUGUAAAGGAGCGCAAUGACUUAACGCAGCGCCUGAUGAAUAUUAACGGCAUGAACGGUGAAGAUGCUCUGUACAAAUCAGGACAACGUAUUGCCGGAGAACGCGGGAAGGAGUAUGUCUUAGUGAAGGACGAUACCAUCGAAGGUGGCUGGGUUUUGGGUGUUGUGGGAAAUAAGGAAGGUCAAGAAGAUAAACCUAUCGAUGCUGACCAAUAUGGUCAGCAGCUGAUAUUCCCAGAUAAAGAGGAUGAUUCGAAUGACGAUGACGGAGGAUUUGAAGAUGUACCUAUUGAAGGAUUCAACCGACUCCCUAAGCUGCCUUUUCUCCAGAAAGGGGGUUUCGAUGAGCCAAACAGGAAUCAGAUGCGUGAUAGCUUGAAUACGAGAGGCCCCGAGCUGCAGGCAGCCAACGAAGACUCCCUUUUCGUGGAAGGUGGUCAGGAUGAAUUCCUAUCGAAGCAUAACCGCCAUACUGCAGAUACUUUGUUCGAUAUUAGUGGAGAUGAUGAUGACGAAACGCUUCAACGAGCGAUCGCGAUGUCACUCGAACCUGGAGGGGAUAUCAAUAAUGAUGAUCUACCUGAAAUUCAGCUUAACCAGAACCAUAUGUCUCUUCCAACUAUCGAUGAGGCCCCGGCAAACGUUACGGAUCAUAGUGAUGACGAAGGAAUGGACUUUGUCGCCGCCUUAGCACAGUCUAAGAGAAUAAAGAAAGCACCGUCCAAAGUGGCAGAUAAUCCCUUCGAUGGUCCGCUACCCUUUGAGUCACUUAAACCGCUCAAAACUGGAAAGUCACUCAAUCGUGCUCAAAUACCCGAACAAGACGCUGGCGCCAAAACAUCCGACAAAGAACCAAGUAAGACGAAGGAUAACCAGCCACUGCCGCCGUGGUUCUCAGGGCCAUCGCAAACUGUCAAAAAUGUUGAAUUUGUUAGUGAUGAGGUUGAUCUUCGUCCAGUGGCGAAGCCGCCUACUGAGCAGAACAUACCAGAUCAUGUGUUCAUCGUUGGCGAUGAAGACGCGACGGAGGAUCAUAAUUUAGAGUCUUCAAAAGGCUCAAAGCCAUUCAUUGACUUGGAGGACCCAACUCCUCAACUGAACGUUGUUAGUCAAGAGGUUCAAAUCAAGCGCGAGAAUAGACCAGAAAUAACUCCUGUCGAAGCACAAGCUACUGAGACAAAGGACGCCGAAGCUUUGGAGGCACACAUGGGAGAUAGUGUCCCAGUGGAUGCGUCUAAUCAUUCUAUGACGAAACACACCUCCUUUGAUGAUAAACCAGAUUUGAGGCAUAUCGAAAAGUCGCCUUCGCCUGAGUUCGAGGAUGUUGUCUUGCAGCCCGACAAUGUACCCGCGGAACCCAUUGCACUAGAUCAAUCAGAUCAAGUGGAGGAAUAUUAUGAUGAGGAAAUUUUCUCAGAUCCUGAAGACGAGCAAUUACUCGAACAGCUUGCGGCUGAAGGGGAAGAGCAUGUACGCUUUGCAGCGACACUAAACUCUACUUCUCACACAGAACUUCCAUUUGACUACGAGCAAGAACUGAGACAAUUGCGAUCUCAGCAAAAGAAGGACCGCAGAGAUGCAGACGAAGUGUCACAAGUCAUGAUUACUGAAUGCCAGCAGUUGCUGAGGCUAUUCGGUCUUCCAUACAUCACGGCCCCUAUGGAAGCUGAAGCCCAGUGUGCAGAACUGGUGUCACUCGGCCUUGUUGAUGGUAUCAUCACCGAUGAUAGUGAUGUGUUUUUAUUCGGAGGAACACGCGUUUACAAAAACAUGUUCAACCAAAGCAAGUUUGUCGAAUGCUACCUCACAACCGACCUGGAGAAAGAGUACUCUUUGUUUCGUACCAAACUCAUCAGGCUUGCCCAUCUAUUAGGAAGCGACUACACAGAGGGCAUCCCCGGCAUCGGGCCUGUAACUGCUCUAGAGAUCCUCACUGAAUUCGGGACCCUGGAAGACUUCCGUGAUUGGUGGACUCAGGUGCAAACAGGACUCAACAUGGGCAACGAUAGCCAUGCAACAUUCUACAAGAAGUUCAAAAAGCAUGCGACUAAAAUCUUCCUACCACCAUCUUUCCCCGAUCCCCGAGUCGAUGCCGCGUACCUGGAACCAGAGGUGGACUCGGACCCGUCUCCCUUCCAGUGGGGAGUACCCGACUUACAUGGCCUGCGGGACUUCCUUAUGUCAACAAUCGGCUGGAGUCAAGAACGCACUGAUGAGGUCCUGGUGCCCGUAAUUCGCGACAUGAACCGCAGAGAUCAGGAGGGCACACAAUCGAAUAUUACUAGUUUCUUCAGCGGUCCACAAGGAGCGGGUGCCUUUGCACCACGUGUUCGCAGUGGUGGCCAGACAAGAAUGGAGAAAGCAUUUAGUCGACUCCGGCAGCAAGCUGCAUCUGUGGAACAGCCGGAUUCAACUGGCGUAGAUGGUUACUUGGUUGAUCCAGCCGCAGAUAAUUCCUUGGAGAGUCCAGUAACGUCAACAAGGAAGGAGGCGCGCACCAAACGAGGGCGUCAUGGAGGACGAACUACAAAGGAUGGGCAUGAAGACAUCACGGACAGGACCGCUACCAACAAAAAACGUCGGACCCGCGCCAAGUAG